UCUUACCCACAAAGCAAAAACGAGAAUAAAUGCAUCGGAUUCCGCUAGAAACCCAAAAACAACCUUAAAUUAAAACCAAGGAAUCGCAGAAAUAGUUCAAAUCAAAGCUAUAACUAUGAAGAUCAGCACUAGUACUAGUCUUCUUUGCUUUCUUUGUCUUUUCGGCGCGGUCUCUGUGAUUUCUGAAUCGUGUGAGGAAAAAGGGUUCAUAAAGAUGAAGGAGAGUGAAAGUGUUCUUGGGGGAAGCCAUGGCUACCGAGGAGAUCAGAAUAAUGGAGAAAUUGAAAGCAUUGGUCGUUUUGCUGUUCAAGAACACAACAAGAAAGAGAACGCGCUUCUUGAGUUUGGAAGGGUGAUCAAAGCGAAAGAAUAGGUGGUUGCUGGUAAGGU
This is a messenger RNA of Coffea arabica (coffee), 390 nucleotides long. The record is from RefSeq and is a predicted model, not a curated record. Lineage: Eukaryota; Viridiplantae; Streptophyta; Magnoliopsida; Gentianales; Rubiaceae.